Salvelinus fontinalis (brook trout) is the source of this 4426-nucleotide messenger RNA. RefSeq names its product protein Dr1-like. The record is from RefSeq and is a predicted model, not a curated record. The coding region runs from base 881 to 1411 and encodes 176 amino acids. The transcript is spliced from 3 exons. Gene Ontology annotation, cellular component: negative cofactor 2 complex. Gene Ontology annotation, molecular function: core promoter sequence-specific DNA binding; protein heterodimerization activity; general transcription initiation factor activity. Lineage: Eukaryota; Metazoa; Chordata; Actinopteri; Salmoniformes; Salmonidae. Gene Ontology annotation, biological process: negative regulation of transcription by RNA polymerase II; RNA polymerase II preinitiation complex assembly; chromatin remodeling.
AAGGAUAAUCCAAUAUUAACCAUUACCUACACAUUAUUAGAUCACCGUCACAAGACAGGAAUAGGGUGACGUGAUUUUUUUUAAACAUGGUAAAGGUAAAUUGUAAUACCUGUUUUAGUCUAAUUGGGAAAGGGGAAAUAAGCUUGCAUACUUAAGUAUUAUAACCAUAUGUAGGUCUGCUAUACAUUUUUAUUAUGGUAUUAUUGUUCCUUCAACACAGUAGGUGGCGACAUUUUUAUUUGGUCGAUUUCACAUGGCACCGUAGAAAAAUAAUAUACCGGAAAGGGGUUUUGUUUGCGUGGAUCGUUUCCUCAGAAAUUUCAGUGCCGAACUGCCGGUGAACCGAACUUAACAGGAUAAAUGAAUUAAAGUAUUUCGUUCGGCCGAUAAAGGAACAGUAGUUCUCGUUCCAGUGUAUACAGGAUGUUGGUUUAAACAGUGUUUUGGGGAUCAACACUGCGUUACGAAAUGAUCCCAACGACACGCUUGCUAUAGCCAUGUCCUCAAAAGCCGCUGCAGGUAACUAACUAGCUAAUGUUAGCUAGACUAACGCGUUGCGAUAGAUGGACCAUAGCUUGCUAACUCGCUAGCUGGUUUUCAUUUUCUCUUGUCCUCACCAUCGUGUUUAACUUAGACAUAUUCGUUACAUUCCACGUCUCUACAGUAACAUUAGGAUAUGCUGUGUCAAUAGGCUUUUGUGUAGCUAGUUUGCAUAGCUAGUUUAACUUUUAAACCCAACUAGCCAACGUUAGCGUCUAGCCCACGACAUUUUCAACACGUAACGUUAGCUAGUUAGCCCUCUGCGAUACCCUACCAUCAAAUCAAGCUUUCCCCCAGUUUCGUUUUUUAUUAACUUGAGAAACUAGUUCUCUGGAAUACGAUGGCUUCUUCGUCGGGAAACGAUGACGACCUCACCAUUCCCAGGGCAGCCAUCAACAAAAUGAUCAAAGAAACUCUGCCCAACGUACGGGUUGCCAACGAUGCAAGAGAGCUUGUUGUGAACUGCUGCACAGAGUUCAUACAUCUAAUCUCAUCAGAGGCGAAUGAAAUAUGUAACAAGUCUGAAAAGAAGACCAUAUCACCUGAACAUGUCAUUAAUGCACUUGAAAGCUUGGGUUUUGCGUCGUACAUCACAGAGGUGAAGGAUGUCCUGCAGGAGUGUAAAACAGUAGCACUUAAAAGGAGGAAGGCCAACUCUCGCCUGGAAAACUUGGGCAUCCCAGAGGAAGAGCUCCUCAGACAACAGCAGGAACUAUUUGCUAAGGCACGGCAGCAGCAGGCCGAGCUGGCCCAGCAGGAGUGGCUCCAGAUGCAGCAAGCUGCCCAGCAGGCCCAGUUGGCUGCAGCAUCCGCCAGCGCUGGACAGCAGGCUGGCUCCUCCCAGGAUGAGGAUGAUGAGGAUGACAUGUGAUGACAUGUGAUUAUGAAGAUGAUCCCUGGGUCUGGGCUGCAACAUUUGGAACAGAUAAUAAAAACAAGAAUUUCUUAUUGGAUAACUACAGAUAGUAGGCUACCACCUGUUUCUGGCUGUUUUCAUCCGUUUCGUGCCUGCUGAACACGACCCAGGCCAUAUCCCUUGUCUUAGGACAGUGUCGGCAAGCAGCCCUCUCUUUCUCACUCCGAACACUCUCAUUGGCAGUGAUCUGAGCUGUGUUUGGACAUAGUCCCACCAGUCCAGUAUCAGGAGUUCACAUUAUGGACAGUUUCAAGGUACAUAGAUAUGGGGAAUUUUAUUAUAUAUAUGUUUUUAUUGUCAUAUACUAGGUAGACAUUUUUUCUUUUUUGACAGAAGUACCUGAAAACACAUUUGAAUAAAGAUACAUUUUCAAGCUUUCCUCCACUUAAAUGAACAAUUUUUUUGCCAAUUACAAAUCAAAUGUUACAUCUGGCAUGGAAUUGUAAUUUUCUGUGUGAUUUGUAGGUUAGAGAUCAAUGGAUGUAAGGUGGCAUGGAAAAUGGUGCAAAGGGUAUAUUGGGAGGGGGGGGGAUCAUGGUUUAUGUUGAGAAAAGAACAGGAGGACAGGUUAGGCGUAUUAUCUCUCCUACAAUAAUUUGUAUUUUUUGUGGGGGCGGUCAGGAGAACGGCUCCUCACUUGUCUUGCCAAAGGUGGGCGUUGCUUAUUCCUCCUACUGGCAUGUCUUUUUUGGUAAAUAAUUUUUACAGAACUUGUUCCUUACCCCCUCUUUGUAUGUUUGUUUAACAUGACGGAUAUGUCCCAAAUAGCACCACAUCCCAUAUAAACUGUCUGAUCAAUAAUUUGGGAUGUACCCAACAUAUUUCAGAAACACUUAGAAUGGUUGUGAAUAUGUUUUGAUUUGUAAAAUAGGAUUCAAAUGCUUUUUGUUUUAUUUUAGCUCGGUCACAGUGCUUUCGGAAAGUAUUCAGACCCCUUGACUUUUUCCACAUUUUGUUACAUUAGUCUUAUUUUAAAAAUGAUUAAAUCAUUUUUUCCCCCUCAAUCUAAACAAUGCCCCAUAAUGACAAAGCAAAAACUGUUUUUUAGAAGUUUUUGCUAAUAAAAUAUUUUUUAAAUUACAUUUACUCAGACCCUUUAAUCAGUACUUUGUUGAAGCACAUUUGGCAGCGAUUACAGAAUCAAGUCUUCUUGGGUAUGACGCUACAAGCUUGGCUCACCUGUAUUUGGGGAGUUUCUCCCAUUCUUCUCUGCAGAUCCUCUCAAGCUCUGUCAGGUUGGAUGUGGAGCUAUUUUCAGGUCUCUCCUGAGAUGUUAGAUCGGGUUCAAGUCCAGGCUCUGGCUGGGUCACUCAAGGACAUUCAGAGUCUUGUCCCGAAGCCACUUCUGCGUUGUCUUGGCUGUUUGCUUAGUGUUGUUAUCCUGUUGGAAGGUGAACCUUCGCCCCAGUCUGAGGUCCUGAAUGCUCUGGAGCAGGUUUUCAUCAAGGAUCUCUGUACUUUGGCUCUCAGUCCCUGCUGCUGAAAAACAUCUCCACACCAUGAUGCUGCCACCACCAUGCUUCACCAUAGGGAUGGUGCCAGGUUUCCACCAGAUGUGAUGUUUGGCAUUCAGGUCAAAGAGUUCAAUUUUGGUUUCAUCAGACCAGAGAAUUUUGUUUCUCAUGGUCUGAGAGUCUUUAGGUGCCUUUUGGCAAAUUCCAAACGGGCUGUGCUGUCAUGUGGCCACUCUACCUAAAGGCUUGAUUGGUGGAGUGCUACGGAGAUAGUUGUACAUCUGGAAGGUUCUUCCAUCUCCACAGAGGAACUCUAGAGCUCUGUCAGAGUGACCAUCAGGUUCUUGGUCACCUCCCUGACCAAGGCCCUUCUUCCCCGAUUGCUCAGUUUCGCAGGUUGGCUAGCUUUAGGAAGAGUCUUGGUGGUUCAAAACAUCUUCCAUUUAAGAAUGAUGGACUGCACUUUGUUCUUAGCGACCUUAAAUGCUGCAGACAUUUUUUGGUAUGGUUUUCCAGAUCUGUGCCCUGACACAAUCCUGUCUCGGAGCUCAAUGGACAAUUCCUUCGACCUCAUGGCUUGGUUUUUGCUCUGAUAUGCACUGUCAACUGUGGAACCUUAUAUAGACAGGUGCGUGCCUUUUCAAAUCAUAUCCAAUCAACUGAAUUUACCACAGGUGGACUCCAAAAGUUCUAGAAACAUCUCAAGGAUGAUCAAUCGAAACAGGAUGCACCUGAGCUCAAUUUUGAGUCUCAUAGCAAAGGGUCUGAAUACUUGUGAAAAUAAGGUAUUUCUGUUUUCUAAUCAGUUUUAGAAUAUGGCUGUAAGGUAACAAAAUGUGAAAAGUCAAGGGGUCUGAAUACAUUCUGAAGGCAUUGUACAUGGUGUAAGUAGGUUGAUUCUUUUUUUUUAGGAUGUUCACCUACAGUAUUGCUAACUGAUUAGCUACUCCUUUCAGAAUAUUUUUUGACUGACUCAUAUAACCAAAGAUAUAGGGUGUGUCCUAAAUGGCACCCUAUUCUGUAUAUUCUGCAAUACCUUUGACCAGAAAACAAUUGGUCUUGGUCAAAAGUAGAGCACUACAUAGUGAAUAGGGUGCAAUUUGGGUCACAACCACAGGAGAGCUUAACAACCCAAGUAUAUGAGCCCAAAGUGUAUGUUCCAUGUGUAGUAUAAAGAGACGUGGGUGCAGUGUGCACUCAAGUUACUGUUCUCAAUGACUGAUGGUAACUUUCACCUUGAAAAAAUGCUUCGAUUUCUUCUUGGCUUUUUAUAUUCUGCAUCCCAAAUGGCACCCUAUUUCCUUUAUGCCUCACUACUUUGGCUCUUGUCAAUAGUAGUGCACUAUUUUGGGAAUGGGGUGCACAUUUGUUUUUCUGUGGUGCAGUAUGAUAAAGUUGCAUUAUGAAUGUGUGGUGAAUUCUAUAAAGAUGGGUAACCUCUCAUUGUGUUACCCAUUCACAUGCCUUUUAUAAAGUUGUAUUCUUUAAGCAAUAAAGUUAACAUCUUUUAUAGUGA